Molecule: messenger RNA, 708 nt
Organism: Trypanosoma grayi
Lineage: Eukaryota; Euglenozoa; Kinetoplastea; Trypanosomatida; Trypanosomatidae
Product: putative: flagellar/basal body protein
Exons: 1
Coding region: 1-708 (235 amino acids)
Source: RefSeq, a predicted model, not a curated record
AUGAGCUUUGCGCCACAGGGCGAACGCGACCUCUUCGACCGCAACCUGCUGGACUUCGCGUCGUACGAGGAGUACCUCGACCAGCAGGUGACGCCGGAGGACCUUUUCUACUUCGGCGACCAGGACAUCGCGCGGCAGAUCGUGGAGCUCGGCUACAAGGGCAAGGACUUCCUCAGCCGCGAGGACUUCGAGGCGGCGCGGCUGGUCGCGCUGGAGGGGCCGUCAAAGCGCGAGGAGGCGGCCGACGUGGUGUGCAGCGCGGGGCGCAAGUUCGACGACGCGCCGCUGCUGCAGGCGCUGGCGAAGCGCGAGGAGCUGGUGCGCAACGGCAAGCUGUCGACGAUCAUAUUCCUGCGGGAUGUGGUGCGGGGGCAGGAGGUGUCGGCGUACAUCGACUACGGCCACCGUCUCAAGACGGAGGACUUCGCGGAGUAUUUCGCGCGGCGUAAGAAGCUCGCGCCGAAGCGCACGGACCUGAGCUACUACAACUGGAAGACGCACACACUGUUCUACAACAACAGCUUCACGUUUCAGGUGCUCGCCGACAACGAGAUGGGGCUACUGAUGAAGCACAAGCGCGACCGGAAGACCAUCAACGUGGACCCACGCGCCCCCACGCCUGGCGACAACAGCAACCGCACCGUCAUCCACUGCCCGGACUACGUGCAGGUCACCAUCUACGACCACGUCACACGCCGUAAGAAUUAA